Messenger RNA from Phytophthora infestans T30-4, 1011 nucleotides. RefSeq lists its product as uncharacterized. NCBI's taxonomy places the organism in Eukaryota, Oomycota, Peronosporomycetes, Peronosporales, Peronosporaceae. The record is from RefSeq and is a predicted model, not a curated record. Bases 1 to 1011 code for a protein of 336 amino acids. The transcript has a single exon.
AUGACGGUGCUGCUGCCCUCGUUCAUCGCGGAUGGCAACUGGUUCCUGCUGGCUCUGGCCGUACCUGUGGCUGCUCUUGGGGCAUUGGUGCAUCCUCGUUGGCGUGUACACCUCGGCGAUGUCUCUCGACGCAGCACCAAGCGUUUAUAUCUGCUAUGGGGGCUGCUAUUACUCAGCGCAAUACUCGGAGUUUUGGGCAUCUCUCUCGAGGUUUAUCACUCGCAUGGAUGUCCCAAUAGUGCUGUAUUCCGCUACGAGAUCGAGAAUUUGGCUCGCUUCGUGUAUCAGCUAUGCACACGCGCUGACCUACCGUAUUGGGCGGCUUUCGGCAACUUACUCUUCGUCAUGCGCGGCCAGCGUCGUAUCCCUGUAGGAGACACAGACUCGGACAUUGGCGUGGUCAAAACGGACUUCAUACAGCAGUUCGGUAGCGUUAGUAACUUCUCGGACGUUGUACGACGAGAAGCUCAUCUCGAGCUCCAGAGACCUGUGCAUGUGGUGUAUCACACGGAACGGGAAUUGGUGCAGAUUUACUUGGACGAAGCGGCGAAGGGUUCCCACGCAGAUAUCUGGUUCUAUCGAGAGGAGGUGGAUACAGAGACCGGCACUAAGUGGCUAGUCAAUGACGACCGUACUAUUCGAGGAAAGUGGUUGCUAUACGACCAAGUGCUACCGCUACAUGAGGAGCCAGCGUUCUUCCUCAAUGUACCUGUGACUGUCCCACGUAAUGCCAGUUAUCUGGCUAGGGCGGAGUAUGGAGCAAACUACAUGACACCGAUCACUAUGAGGAUGGAAUGUUUAGAGAAUAUGAUCAAUGGGUACACGUUCUACAAGACAACGUUCCUUACAAAACUCCGUUAUGGCAGUACAUUUGUGGCGUUAGUUGCAGCGAUGACUCUGCUGGCUGCGAACUACAUCCCGCUGUUGAGUAGAGCGCUAAAGUUAAAAAAGGGAGGCCACGGCGCGUACCUUGAGGCUGCCCAACGGGGAUCUGACAAGUAUUUCGUCUAA